AUGAGCUCCAGUAAGGAUCCACAGUCCGCGAUUCCCGCUGCGAGCAAAGGCUCCUGGUCGAGCUUUUUGAAGUCGAUCGCUUCUUUCAACGGUGACCUUUCCUCAUUGACCGCUCCCCCCUUCAUCCUCUCGGGGACAUCCCUGACGGAAUACUCUGCCUACUGGGCCGAACACCCAAGCCUGUUUGUGGCUGCGGCCAGAGAGGCUGAUCCGGAGAAGCGAGCGGUGGCUGUUCUGAAAUGGUUCCUGAGCACACUUCGUCAGCAGUACUGCUCUCGCAGCGAGAAGCUGGGCAGUGAAAAGAAGCCCUUGAACCCCUUCCUGGGUGAGCUCUUCCUCGGCAAGUGGGAGAAUGACCCUGAAGCCGGCGAGACUACCCUGAUCAGUGAGCAAGUCAGCCAUCAUCCCCCUGCCACUGCCUAUGCGAUCACCAACGAGAAGCACGGUGUCGAGCUGCAAGGAUACAAUGCCCAGAAGGCUUCCUUCUCCAACACCAUCCAGAUCAAGCAGAUCGGCCAUGCUCUACUGACCCUCACCCCACCGUCGGCGGACAAGAACGACCCGGCCCAGAAAGAGCGCUACCUGAUCACCCUGCCUGCGUUGCACGUCGAGUCCCUCAUCUACGGCACCCCAUUCAUGGAACUGGAGCGAUCGACCAUGAUUGCCAGCAGCACCGGCUACAUCGCCAAGAUCAAUUACUCGGGCAAGGGCUGGCUGAGCGGCAAGAAGAACACCUUCACCGCGGUGCUGUACCACGAGAAGGACGGCGAAAAAAGGCCCCUGUAUACCGCCGAGGGCCAAUGGUCGGACACCUUCGUCAUCAAGAACGCCCGCACGCACAAGGAAGUCGACCGCUUCGUUGCUAAGGAGACGACGACGAGCCCGCUGACGGUCGCGCCGCUGGAGGCGCAGGAUCUAUGGGAGAGCCGACGCGCCUGGCGCGACGUCGCCGCGGCCAUCGAGCGCGGCGACAUGGACGCCACCUCCGUCGCCAAGUCGAAGAUCGAGAACGCGCAGCGCGAGCUCCGCAAGGUCGAGAAGGCCGAGGGCCGUGACUGGGAGCGCCGCUUCUUCAAGCGCGUUGACGAGACCGGCGACGAGGACUUCCAACGCCUCGUCCGCAUGGUCGGCCUGACCUCGCUCGAGAGCGACAAGACCGGCGGUGUCUGGCGGUUCGACAAGGAGCGCGCUGUCGGUGCGGCGCCGCCGUAUCACCAGAGUGGUGGUGAGGGUCUGGGUGUGACUGAGUAG
Messenger RNA from Aspergillus clavatus NRRL 1, 1251 nucleotides. RefSeq names its product OSBP family protein. Gene Ontology annotation, cellular component: intracellular membrane-bounded organelle; membrane; cytosol. Bases 1 to 1251 code for a protein of 416 amino acids. NCBI's taxonomy places the organism in Eukaryota, Fungi, Ascomycota, Eurotiomycetes, Eurotiales, Aspergillaceae. Gene Ontology annotation, biological process: maintenance of cell polarity; endocytosis; piecemeal microautophagy of the nucleus. The record is from RefSeq and is a predicted model, not a curated record. The transcript has 4 exons. Gene Ontology annotation, molecular function: oxysterol binding.